This is a messenger RNA of Closterium sp. Yama58-4, 1233 nucleotides long. The record is from the annotation of a GenBank genome assembly. NCBI's taxonomy places the organism in Eukaryota, Viridiplantae, Streptophyta, Zygnematophyceae, Desmidiales, Closteriaceae.
AUGGCAGCCCUCUCCACCUCCGCAGCGGUGUCCCGCUCCCUGUCCCUUGCCAGCUCCAACCUGACCACAUCCACCCGCGCCGCUGCGCUUCCCGCAUUUACCGGGCUCAGGUCAGCCAAGGCGACUCCGGCAGCUAAGUACGCCACUGCGCACCGCCCUUCGUGCGCCUGCGCCUCGUGCAGACAACAUGGCGUCGUCAUGGCGAGCGCGGACAUCACCGGUGUCCAGCCCGCCGCCGCCGGUGGCGCUACCUACUACGUCGUGAACAUCACCUUCCCCAGCCCCGCCCCCGCCGCCGCACCCGUCGCUGCGGCCGUCGCGACGCCCGCAACUGCCGCCGCGUCUCCCGUCGUGGACACCACCGCGGCCGUGGCGGACAGCAACGGCUCCGCCGUGCAGCGCGUGAAGCAGGCGGCGCUGCCGGCGCUGGCGACGAUGGCGGAGUUCUUCCCCACCGCGCGGCAGGAGGACGAUUUCAUGCACGCCGUGGCGCUCGAACUGAACAAGCUCGGCUUCCGCAGGGAUAACGGCAUCGCGCUGGUGAACACGUGCCGCGACGAGGUUUGCCGGCCGAUCGUGAACCUGAUCGACAAGGAGUUCGGGCUGUCGUUCAACGUGUCUGGGCUGGGCGGGCUGGUGAACUGUGGCAAGACGGGCUUCAAGGCCGCCAUGAGCCACUCGCCCGAGUUCCUCUGCGACGUCGAUGGCACCAUCAAGGAGCGAUACAUCUUCUUCGCGUUCCCCCACGUGUCCGUCGGCGAGUCCGGCGAGGUCGGCUCCCUCCUCCGCCGCGGCCGCGGCAAGCCGUCGAGCGCGUGCGGCGCGCUGAUCGCGAUCAAGAACGACAUCAACGCGGGCAACGGGCCUUCCCCCGACGACGAUGACGCGGAGUACCAGCUGCUCAAGACCAAGGUCAUGGAGAAGGUGCAGCGCAAGAAGGAGGGCGAGCUGCUGUCGCUCGUGCAGGUCACCAAGGCCGCGCUCGAGGCGAUUAACGAUGACCUCGAGAAGCUCAUCUCGCUCACCGUUGAUCCUGCUACCGCGGAUUACGCCGUCAUCACCGGCGUGCAGAUCCACUCCGGUAACCAGAUCCAGGGCGAGCCUUUCCGCCAAGAGCGCACUUGCGACUACAUCGCGCCGCACCAGAUGUACGCCGUGGUGCGCGGCAAGCGGUACGACCUGCAGCUCGACUCGUCCGCCGAGACCCCCGAGGUCGCUGCCAGCGUGAACUAA